AUGGCACACCCUACAUUGAGUGCUGUAGAUUAUGUUCUUCUUGUUAUACUUCUUCUAUCAUCAGCUGUUAUUGGUGCUAUAUUUGGAUUUUUCAAAUCAAAGAAAAGUUCAGCAAAGGAAUUUCUUCUAGCUGAUGGUGGUAUGGGGGUGGUUCCGACAGCUCUUAGUAUUAUGGUUUCGUUUCUAUCAGCAAUUACUCUAUUAGGAACACCGAGUGAAAUUUAUAUGUUUGGAACAAUGUAUUGUUAUCAAGCUAUUUCAUGGACAAUUGCAUCGACAGUAACAGCUUUAGUGUUCAUGCCAAAAUUUCGUGAAAUGAAUUGUACAAGUGCUUAUGAAUAUUUAGAAAAACGUUUCGAUCGUUCUGUACGCAUGUGUGCAUCAUUUACUUUUUCAUUUUUUAUGUUAAUCUAUAUGGCAAUUGUUUUAUAUGCUCCUGCAUUAGCACUUAGUCAAACUACUGGUUUAAAUAUUUGGCUUUCUGUUGUUUCAAUCGGUGUAAUUUGUACAUUUUAUUCGUCGGUGGGUGGUAUGAAAGCAGUUAUUUGGACGGAUGUUUUACAAGCAGUUGUCAUUCUUGUUGGCCUUCUCGCUACGAUUAUAAAAGGUUUAAUUGUAAUGGGUGGUUUUGAACCUACAUUUUCCAUAGCAUCGAAAGGCGGACGAAUUCAAUUUGAUAGUGUAAGUUUCGAUCCUCGAGUUCGUCAUACAGUAUGGUCAUUACUUAUCGGUGGUACAUUUAAUUCUUUGGCAACAUAUGGUUUUAAUCAAACACAAGUACAACGUUAUAUGUGUGUUCGUUCAACUCGUGCUGCUAAACAAGCAUUAUUUAUAAAUGCAAUUGGUGCUGCUAUUGUUAUUCUUCUAAGUGGUUUUAUUGGAGUUAUUCUUUAUGCAUAUUAUGCUGAUUGUGAUCCAUAUACAGCUAAAUAUGUUACAGAUAUUGAUCAAGUCUUUCCUUAUUUUGUUAUGGAACGAUUAAGUGAAAAUCCAGGUUUACCAGGUAUUUUUUUAGCUUGUAUUUUUUCUGGUUCAUUAUCAACAAUAUCAUCGGGUUUAAACGCUCUUGCAGCUGUUAUUAUUGAAGAUGUUUAUAAGGGUUUAAUGCGAAAGAAAAUAAGUGAUGAACGACAAGGUCUUGUAUCAAAACUCUUUUCAAUUGUAUUAGGAGUUGUUGUUGUAUUAUUAACUUAUGUUGUUAGUUUUCUUGGAUCAGUACUAAAUGCUGCAUUAUCUUUAUUUGGUGUUUUAUCUGGACCAAUAAUGGGUGUAUUUUUUCUUGGUUUCUUUUUUCCACAAGCGAAUCGUCAUGGAGGUCGUAUUGGUUUUCUAGCAAGUCUUUGUUUACAAUUAUGGAUAUUUUUGGGUGCACAAAUAACAAAAAAACAAAUGAAAAGUGAAAGUUUACCAUUCAGUAUUAGUAAUUGCUCUUCUUAUAUAAAUCAAACAAUAACAACAACUAAUUCAUUCAAACGUGAUCCAUUACUUGAUUUUUAUUCUAUUAGUUAUAUGUGGUAUACACCUAUAGCUGUUGGUGCUGUUAUUAUUGUUGGAUUAAUUGUAUCAUAUUUAACACAUCCACUUAAACCUAAUGAAGUUGAUCCGAAAUAUCUUAUAUCAAUAGGUGAUGUUUGUUGUUGUUGUUUACCUAAACCUAUUCGAAAAUGGUUUCGAUUUGGUGUUGAUUAUGAUGAUUAUUAUGAAGAUAAAGAGAAUAAUGAUCGUAAUGAUAUUGAAAUGAAAUCUAGAGAAAAAAAAUCAAAUACAUCUGGGCCAAAUAGAAUUUCACCAGCCCCAUCAAUGCCACACAAUUACGAUAAUCAAACACUCACCACACUUGAUCUCAAUCGCGAUAACAUCGGAGAUGCUGGAGCACAAUACUUGGCUAAAGGAUUACGACAGAACAGGACACUCACCACACUAAAUCUUUACAACAAUUCAAUCGGAGAUGUUGGAGCACAACAUUUGGCUGAUGUAAUACAACACAAUACGGCACUCACAUCAAUAGACCUCGGAUGUAAUAAAAUUGGACAUGUUGGUGCAAAACAUUUGGCUGAUGGAUUACGACGCAACACAGCACUUAUAACGCUAGAGCUCGGAAUUAAUGGAAUCACACAAGUGGGAGUACAACAUUUGGUUGAAGGAUUAAGAGAAAACACAACGGUCACCAUAUUAGGUCCGGGGAAGAAUCAAAUCAAAGAAGUUGGAGCAAAAUAUUUGGCUGAUGGAUUAAGACACAACCUAGCACUCAGUACACUGUAUCUCUUUGAAAGUGAAAUUGGAGACGUUGGAGCACAACAUUUGGGUGACGCAUUACGACACAACAUAACACUCAUCACAUUAAAUCUCGAAUCUAAUCAAAUCGGAAAUAUUGGAACAAAAUAUUUGGCUGAUGGAUUACGUCAUAAUACAGUGCUCACCGAACUCUAUCUUCCUGGAAAUGAAAUUGGAGAUGUUGGAGCACAACAUUUGGCUAAUGGAUUACGACACAACACAACACUCGUCACAGUAGAUCUCACAAAUAACCGUAUCGGAGAUGUUGGAGCACAACACUUGAUUGAUGCAUUACAGUGAAAAAAAAGGAAAGAGAUUGAACUAAUCAUUAAACGUAAUAUAAUGGUUGAUGAAGCACUUUCUAAUUUUGGUUUAUUUAUUGAUGAUGAAAAUAAAAUUCGUUUAAUCAAUCCAGAACGUGUAACAGAUUCGGCUGAGCUACGUGAUGAAUGCAAAGAUUUCAUUGAUAAUGUAUUGGAAUUCAAAAAAAUUGUCGAUACAUUAAUUGAAAAAACUGAAGACUAUUCAAAACAAGUGGAAGCAGCAAGACUUAGGUCGAUUGGUGCUAAGAACAUGUUAAAAUCGGCUGCUAAAUAUCGAGAAUUUGAAAAACAACAAUUGCAAUCGUUAAUUAAAGAAAAAAUGGUUGAACUUGAACGAUUGAAAUCUACUGGCCACUCUACAUGUUUCAAAGAUUUACCAAUAUACAAAUCAAAUUCUCCAUAUGCUAUACAGAAAAAAGAUAAUCUAAUUUGUAUUGAUCAUGAACAAGAUAUAGAUUAUUCAAAUUAUGAACAAUUAAUAAAUGAAAACGUGAAUUUAGUUAGGCGUUCACGCUCAAUCAAUAUAGAUAAUAGUGUUUCAUCAUCAAUUGGAACACCAUUUACUUUAGAUAAUUAUAAAUUAGGUACUUCAGUAUUCCGAUUCAUACCAGGAAGUAGUACGACAAGUUAUUAUUCACUUCCAAUAAAAAUUUUCAAUAGUCAAACAUGCUCGGGAUUUCAACCCAUAACAUAUUUGAAUAAUUUUGUAUCAACUUGUACUCAGCCAAUAACUCAACCAACAUGUCUCAACGGACUUGAUGCUAUGAAAUAUGGUAAUUUUUGUUUAAUUACGAAUCCAUCGACGCUCAUCAAUACUCCUCCCACUUACAUUUGCUGUAGCGCGAAUUCAAGUGUUACUACAACUUAUGCUUCGCCUGCAUGUACUAAUGCACUUGCAACUUUAGAUAUCAAAAUUUAUUAUUCAAAUCCAACUGGAAUAAUGAAUUGUACUAUUGGUUUGACUACUAUUGCCAGUUCAAGCACCCCAAUAUCGCAAACAACAUCUGUUACUUUUAUUGAAAUUGGAUCAUCAAAUUCAAGCACAACUCGAAGUGGAAAUCCAGGUUAUUUUCAAGGAGCUCCUGUUAUAGCACGUACUUCGAAUGGAUCUAGUUAUACUACAUCAGCUUUGAGUAUUCCUCAGGCAUCAUCAACAGAUGGAACUUGUUCUAGUACAGCUCGUACAACGAUUCGUUUUGGACAAAAUAUCCAAUCAACAUGUCUAUUUGGAUCAAACAGUACUUUAAUCUGUCCGAAUGUUACCGAUCCGACAACUGUAUUUUGGGCCUUCAGUUCUUUUAACAUUUCUAUCGCUGCUCGUGGCAAUUCAGAUCCAUCAAAUCUUUCUGAUAAUUGGCUACCUAUUAUAUUUUGUACAUCUCAAAUUGGAUCUUCCAGUGGAGCUGUAUGCCAAAAUGGUUCUAUGCCAAAUAUAUCUCCAAGUUCAUGUUAUACAAGAUUAGAUAUUCAAAUAGCUUACGCUAAUAUUGGUGCUGUUACUAAUCCACAACCGAUCUUAGGUGCAGUUAUAUUUCAUUAUCAAAGUGUUAAUCUAAAUACUACAACAACAUUACCUGCACCAUUAUUAUUUACUCAUACAAUUACAUUUCAAGAUAUAUCAAAUGCACCUGCUACGGAAGGAGAUCAUAUACCUCGACCUAAUACACGUUUAGUAGGAGAUUUCUUUUAUCCAUUUUCUCUUAGUCAUGGAACUAAUUCUAUUUCAUUCUCAUUAUUUGUUUAUCUUUUAAUUACGUUUCUUAUUUUUCUUAUGUAG
This is a messenger RNA of Adineta steineri, 4374 nucleotides long. The record is from the annotation of a GenBank genome assembly. NCBI's taxonomy places the organism in Eukaryota, Metazoa, Rotifera, Eurotatoria, Adinetida, Adinetidae.